Messenger RNA from Eurypyga helias (sunbittern), 847 nucleotides. RefSeq names its product 3-oxoacid CoA transferase 1 (gene OXCT1). The transcript has 9 exons. The record is from RefSeq and is a predicted model, not a curated record. Gene Ontology annotation, cellular component: mitochondrion. Gene Ontology annotation, molecular function: succinyl-CoA:3-oxo-acid CoA-transferase activity. NCBI's taxonomy places the organism in Eukaryota, Metazoa, Chordata, Aves, Eurypygiformes, Eurypygidae. The annotation marks the transcript as partial.
AUGUGUUUCCCCACAGGGUACGCUCGCUGAACGUAUUAGGGCGGGAGGAGCAGGAAUCCCAGCAUUUUACACCAGUACCGGCUAUGGGACGCUGGUGCAGGAGGGGGGCGCACCUAUCAAAUACAACACAGACGGCACCAUUGCCAUUGCUAGCCAGCCAAGAGAGGUACGGGAGUUUGAUGGUCGUCACUUUAUUCUGGAGAAGUCGAUUACAGGAGAUUUUGCUCUUGUGAAGGCAUGGAAGGCUGAUCGUGCAGGAAAUAUCAUUUUCAGGAAAACUGCAAGAAACUUCAACCAACCUAUGUGCAAAGCUGCCAGGACAACUGUGGUCGAGGUGGAAGAAAUUGUUGAUAUAGGAGCAUUUGCCCCAGAGGACAUUCAUGUUCCCAAAAUCUAUGUUGAUCGUCUGAUACAAGGAGAGAAGUUUGAGAAGAGAAUUGAACGCUUAUCAAUCCGUAAACCUGAAGACUCAAAAGCCAAAGAGAAACAAGGAGACAAUGUGAGGGAGAGGAUCAUCAGACGGGCUGCUUUAGAGUUUGAAGAUGGCAUGUAUGCUAAUCUGGGUAUUGGAAUCCCACUGUUGGCCAGUAACUUCAUCAGUCCAGAUAUAACUGUUCACUUACAGAGUGAAAAUGGAGUCCUGGGUUUGGGUCCUUAUCCACUUGAAAAUGAAGUAGAUCCAGACCUGAUUAAUGCCGGUAAGGAGACAGUCACCGUUCUUCCAGGUUCUUCCUAUUUCUCUAGCGAUGAAUCAUUUGCAAUGAUAAGAGGAGGCCAUGUUGAUUUGACAAUGCUUGGAGCAAUGCAGGUGUCUAAGUAUGGUGACCUGGCCAACUGGAUGAUUCCU